Molecule: messenger RNA, 2726 nt
Organism: Coregonus sp. 'balchen'
Lineage: Eukaryota; Metazoa; Chordata; Actinopteri; Salmoniformes; Salmonidae
Source: the annotation of a GenBank genome assembly
UCUUCUUCCUCAGGGUGCACACUUGUCUUGCUUGGUCACUGUUGGAUGGUGAAGGUGCCCAAUACUGUGAAGGCAGUAGAUGGCAGCUGUGUAGAAAUAUCCUGUCACACCGCCCCUCACCACAGGGUCAUCUGGUACCGGUAUCAUAGUAUUAACUAUCCCAAGGUUUAUGAUGGCAAGGGACCGACCAGUGUGGAGGCCAGUUUUAGAGGGCGUACAUCAGUGCCAGGCAAUGCAGCAGAGGGUGACUGUACACUGAGGUUUGAGAGUGUGACGUUGAUAGACAAUAACCUCCAGCUCUUCGUGUGGAUCAACCCUGAUGAGUUAGCUACACAAAAGUUCCAUCAUCAGAUCGUAAGGAUUACAGUUGAAAGUAAGCACACUCAUGGAGAGGUUUAUUAGAUUAAUUAUUUGUUGUAGUUGAACAACUGAAAAAAUACAACAGAUUGUGAUCAGAUGAACAGUACUUCAUUACUUUGACAUCUGAAUGUAGGAGUGAUAGUGGUCGAUAGUUAGAACACUAUGUUAAAACUGAACGAGAAUUUUAAACAGGGUGUUAAACCAUUAGUCAUGGGAGCUGGUAAUGCCUUGUUUGCCUUUGGUUCCCACUAAUAAUAAUGUAUUCGAACUUGCAGAGAGAAAAGCUCCUGCAUUAUCCAUGCAGAAUGCAAUGGUGGAUGGAGCCUUAUUCCAGGCCAACUGUAGUGUCUGGCAUUCCUGCCCUGCCUCUCCUCCAUCCCUUAACUGGAGCCGUUUGCCUGAGAAUUCUACAUCAGUGACUUCCAUGGAGGAAAAGGGAGGACUGUGGGUGUCUACUGAGACAAUACAAGGAAGAGGAACGCGCCAACUGCACAAAAUAGUGAUGAAAUGCACAGCUCAAUUCGCUUCAGUCCGAACUGAGAGUCAACCAGUUAUUCUUAACAUCUCAUGUACGUUUUUGGUCUUACUUGUUUGUUCUCAGUUGUGCAAUUAUUCCGUUCACAGGCCAUCACUUAAAUAAAUAUAGAAUUUUACAGAACAAACGACUACAUAGUCACAAUACAUGUUUGUCUGCUUUAUAAACAGAUGCCCCUGUAGGUGUGAAGGUGAUAGCAGAUGAACAGCAAGUCAGUGAAGGUCAGAGUGUCAACCUGAAGUGUGUUGCUGACAGCAACCCCCAGCCAGGCAGGUUUGUGUGGAUCAGACGACAGGGAGGCCAAAGCAUCCAAAUGAAUUCAACUCAGGGCAAAAUGUCCUAUCCCAACAUUAGCAGAGACACCUCAUUCUCCUGCAUUGUCCAAAAUAAUAUUGGAUCAAAUCUGUCAGCCUGGCUGUUUCUGGAUGUCAACUGUAAGUAUCUCAUUGUAUGUGUCUAUGUCUGGUUGCACAGUUUCCAAUGGAACUAACAUUAUAGUUGUACAUUGAAAUGUUAAUUCUAACGAUACAUUAUGGGUGUAAAAUAGAAGAGAAGACAUGCUCCUUCCCACCCUUACAUAGUUCUAUUGUCAUUGUUUCUCACUCACUUAUAACAAGAAGGAAGACAAAUGUGUAGUGUCAAACAACAUUUUUUAAAACCACCACUUCAUGUCAUUCUGUCACUCCAGUCCCCCCAGCAAUCCUCUCUGACUCCACCUGCUCCUUGAAGGGUGGGGUUCUGCACUGUGUGUGUAGAGCAGAAGCCCGACCUAAUGCCACUCUGCACUGGAGGAUCAACAAAAACAACACUCUCCCAUCAUCCUUCACUUCCAACACCAUAUACAGAGAAAAUAUGGUGUCAUCAGAACUCACUGGGCCUGUGGAAAGACGACCAAAUGUCUCCUGCGUAGCCAUUAACUCACUGGCCACUGACAUCCAGCAGCUGCCCCUUGACACUGAAUUCACGGCUGGACAGUGUAAGUAAGCUUUCAGUACAGAAUUUAUAUUCUUAAUCUUCUGAUGUCAUUAUAAUCUGCACACAGUGACAGUCUUUCUUCCUCCUCUGCCUCCCCAUGUGUCCCCCCUCCCCCCUUUCUCGAUCUCUCUCUCUCUGUCUUUCUUUGAACAUAGUUCUGCCAUGGAUGCUGACUGCUCUGGCAGUUGGAAGUGCCUUUCUGUGGGGAGCUGUAAUGUUUGUUUGCAGAAGACGUUGAAUAGAGAGGUUUGUACGGUUCUUGAUGAUGAUGAUGUCACAUAUAAAACCAUAUUAGGUGUGUCAUUUUGAAUGAUGUCUCCCUUCUACUAACCAUUAUCUGUAGACCAAAGGCCAGCUCCAAUCCCCCCACUUUGGAUAUCCCUCUAAGGUACUGUCAUUUUUGCGUCUGUAUUUUACAUACAACAAAGAAUAAUGUUCAAGCUCAUUUACAUGUUUUUUUUGUCCUUAAGGAAACUGACAUGUCAGAGUCCAUAAGGGUACAGCAAUCCCCAAAAGUGAGAAAAAAAUUCUUACCUUUUGACCAAUCCUCAAAUUCAUACGAUAUAGCAUUGAAAUGUAUUCGCUUCUGUAGUGGGUGGUUGGAGAUAUUUUUGAAAAGUCAAAAUGGUACUGAACUAUAAUCAGGUUCCACAUUCUCCUCUCCUCCUCAGGCCACAGCAAAGGGCUAAGGCCAUGCCCAUGGCCAUACCCAAGGAGAAAGCAAGGACGGAUAGCCAAUCCUCAGUCUACGAAACUGAAUGACUUUGUGCCAAAGAAGCCUAGUCAAAACCCAGCAAAGAACGAGAAUUAUCCAAAGAUCAAGUUACAAGAUAACACAAAGGUCAACUUUGUGUAA